UGAAGGUUUACCUCAAUGUAGUGGAGUUUUGUGGAAAACUUCUCCAAGAACCUUUUUAUCAAAUAGAACAAUCAAGCAAUGCGUAGUAUCUUGCUGAGAUUUAAUCGAUUAAGUGGAGUGAGAAACAUAACCUCACAACUUUGUUUACAAAAUCCUUUCCGGGAGAAGAUUCGUGGGAUUCACACUUGUUCAGGUAAAUGUAAAUCUCUGAGGGACUAUCUUCCCACAUUUUGGGUGCCAAAGACAGUUGAGCCCCCCUAUAGGCAUGUCACUCAGAUUGGAGAUCCAAUUCUCCGGCUGAGAGCAGAAGCAGUCCCCGAUGGAGAGGCCGCAAGUCCGGCAAUGAAGUUCUUGUUUGAGCGCAUGAUUGCGGCAAUGCGAGCUUUCAAGUUGGUCGGGCUGGCGGCACCCCAAGUGGGAAUACCUCUUCGUGUCAUCGUAAUGGAAUUCCCAGAGGCCGUGAUGGAGACUUAUGCCCCUGAAAUUAUCAAGACACGAAACAUGCAACUUCUACCACUCACGAUCCUCGUGAAUCCAGUGCUGAAAGUAACAGACUUCACCCGGAAAACCUUUCCCGAGGGAUGUGGCAGCAUGACGGGAUUCACUGCGGAUGUGGCACGUUAUGCGGGUGUUGAGGUGAAGGGAUACGAUGAGAAUGGCAUGCAGAAGACAGUGCGGCUCGAGGGUUGGAAUGCACGGAUUGCACAGCAUGAGACAGAUCAUCUCGAGGGAACAAUCUUCAUUGAUGUCAUGGACAGGAAGACGCUGCAACUAAACUGCUGGGAGAUGAUAAAUGCCCGUGAGGGACGUGUGGAGCUAAAGUACUACUCCAAAUAGAUUAUGUAUAGCUUUUGUAGGAUCAAUAAAAAAUUAUUAAUAUU
Molecule: messenger RNA, 881 nt
Organism: Lutzomyia longipalpis
Lineage: Eukaryota; Metazoa; Arthropoda; Insecta; Diptera; Psychodidae
Product: peptide deformylase, mitochondrial-like
Exons: 3
Coding region: 79-837 (252 amino acids)
Biological process (GO): N-terminal protein amino acid modification; peptidyl-methionine modification
Cellular component (GO): mitochondrion
Molecular function (GO): peptide deformylase activity
Source: RefSeq, a predicted model, not a curated record